GGCGGAGGACAGUGGAGCUGGGGACUCGGGCGCCUAGGUCCUGGUCCCUGAGCGUCCAGCGCUCCCCUAGUCCGCGGCCCUGGCUCCUGUCCUCACUUCCUUCCCCUUUUGGCUCCUGCUCUCGGAGCGGGCGGACGCGGGGGGGAGCGGAAAGGGCGGGAGGGCCCAGGAGCCCGGCGGGGGGGUUCAAGGGGGUACGGAAAAGCCGGGGAGGGGACUCGGUCCGGGGCCGGAGACCGACGGCAACAGCGGCUCAGGACCCACGCUGCCCCCACCCCUCCCGAGCAGGCGCCCCCAUGGCCCGACCCCGCUGAUUCCUUCACUCGGCCAUGCUCCCGCGGCCCCUGCGGCUGCUUUUGGACACGAGCCCCCCCGGGGGAGUCGUACUGAGCAGCUUCCGAAGCCGGGACCCCGAAGAGGGUGGGGGCCCAGGUGGCCUGGUCGUGGGCGGGGGGCAGGAGGAAGAGGAGGAGGAAGAAGAAGAGGCCCCUGUGUCCGUCUGGGAUGAGGAGGAGGAUGGUGCCGUGUUUACCGUCACAAGCCGCCAAUAUCGACCUCUUGAUCCCUUGGUCCCUAUGCCUCCCCCACGUUCCUCCCGACGGCUCCGAGCUGGCACUCUGGAGGCCCUGGUCAGACACCUACUGGAUACCCGGACAUCAGGGACUGAUGUGACCUUCAUGUCAGCCUUCCUGGCUACCCACCGGGCCUUCACCUCCACGCCUGCCUUGCUAGGGCUUAUGGCUGACAGGCUGGAAGCCCUUGAAUCUCAUCCUACCGACGAACUAGAGAGGACAACAGAGGUAGCCAUCUCUGUACUGUCAACCUGGCUGGCCUCUCACCCUGAGGAUUUUGGCUCUGAGGCCAAGGGUCAGCUUGACCGGCUUGAGAGCUUCUUACUUCAGACAGGGUAUGCAGCAGGGAAGGGUGUUGGGGGGGGCAGCGCUGACCUCAUCCGCAAUCUCCGGUCCCGGGUGGACCCCCAGGCCCCCGACCUUCCUAAGCCCCUGGCCCUCCCCGGCGAUCCCCCUGCUGACCCCACGGAUGUCCUGGUGUUCCUCGCUGACCACUUGGCCGAACAGCUGACCCUGCUAGAUGCGGAGCUUUUUCUCAAUUUGAUCCCCUCUCAGUGCCUGGGAGGCCUGUGGGGUCACAGAGACCGGCCAGGACAUUCUCACCUCUGCCCAUCUGUCCGAGCUACUGUCACACAGUUCAACAAGGUGGCAGGGGCAGUGGUUAGUUCUGUCCUGGGGGCUACUUCCACUGGAGAGGGACUUGGGGAGGUGACCAUACGGCCACUCCGUCCCCCACAGAGGGCCCGGCUCCUGGAGAAGUGGAUCCGCGUGGCAGAGGAGUGCCGGCUGCUCCGAAACUUCUCUUCAGUUUAUGCCGUGGUGUCAGCCCUGCAGUCCAGCCCCAUCCACAGGCUUCGGGCAGCCUGGGGGGAAGCAACCAGGGACAGCCUCAGAGUCUUUUCCAGCCUCUGCCAGAUUUUCUCCGAGGAGGAUAAUUAUUCCCAGAGUCGGGAGCUGCUCAUGCAGGAGGUGAAGCUGCAGUCUCCUCUGGAGCCACACUCCAAGAAGGCCCCGAGGUCUGGCUCCCGGGGUGGGGGUGUGGUCCCAUACCUUGGCACCUUCCUGAAGGACCUUGUGAUGCUGGAUGCAGCCUCCAAGGAUGAGUUGGAGAAUGGAUACAUCAAUUUUGACAAGCGGAGGAAGGAGUUUGCAGUCCUUUCUGAGUUGCGACGGCUCCAGAAUGAAUGUCGUGGCUAUAACCUCCAACCUGACCAUGAUAUCCAGAGGUGGCUACAGGGGCUCCGGCCACUGACAGAGGCUCAGAGCCAUCGUGUAUCCUGUGAGGUGGAGCCACCUGGUUCCAGUGACCCUCCUGCCCCACGGGUGCUUCGGCCAACAUUGGUCAUCUCGCAGUGGACAGAGGUUUUGGGCUCUGUUGGGGUCCCUACCCCGCUUGUGUCCUGUGACCGGCCCAGUAUUGGGGGAGAUGAGGCGCCUACAACUCCUGCUCCUCUGCUGACUCGGCUGGCCCAGCACAUGAAGUGGCCAUCUGUCUCGUCACUAGACUCUGCCUUGGAAAGCAGUCCAUCCCUGCACAGUCCAGCUGACCCCAGCCACCUCUCCCCACCAGCCUCCUCCCCUAGGCCUUCUCGAGGUCACCGCCGCUCAGCCUCCUGUGGCUCCCCGCUGAGUGGGGGUGCAGAAGAGGCCUCCGGGGGGACUGGAUAUGGGGGAGGGGGAUCUGGGCCAGGGGCCUCUGAUUGCCGUAUCAUCCGAGUCCAGAUGGAGUUAGGGGAAGAUGGCAGUGUCUAUAAGAGCAUUUUGGUGACAAGCCAGGACAAGGCUCCAAGUGUCAUCAGUCGUGUCCUUAAGAAAAACAAUCGUGACUCUGCAGUGGCUUCAGAGUAUGAGCUGGUACAGCUGCUACCAGGGGAGCGAGAGCUGACUAUCCCAGCCUCGGCUAAUGUAUUCUACGCCAUGGAUGGAGCUUCACACGAUUUCCUCCUGCGGCAGCGGCGAAGGUCCUCUACUGCUACACCUGGUGUCACCAGUGGCCCGUCUGCCUCAGGAACUCCUCCGAGUGAGGGAGGAGGGGGCUCCUUUCCCAGGAUCAAGGCCACAGGGAGGAAGAUUGCACGGGCACUGUUCUGAGGAGGAAGCCCCGUUGGCUUACAGAAGUCAUGGUGUUCAUACCAGAUGUGGGUAGCCAUCCUGAAUGGUGGCAGUUAUAUCCCAUUGAGACAGAAAUUCAGAAAGGUAGCCAGCCACCCUGGGGCAGUGAAGUGCCACUGGUUUACCAGACAGCUGAGAAAUCCAGCCCUGUGGGAACUGGUGUCUGAUAACCAAGUUGGAUACCUGUGUAUAGCUUCCCACCUUCCAUGAGUGCAGCACACAGGUAGUGCUGGAAAAACGCAUCAGUUUCUGAUUCUUGGCCAUAUCCUAACAUGCAAGGGCCAAGCAAAGGCUUCAAGGCUCUGAGCCCCAGGGCAGAGGGGAAUGGCAAAAAGUAGGUCCUCGCAGGAGCUCUUCUUCCCACUCUGGGGGUUUCUAUCACUGUGACAACACUAAGAUAAUAAACCAAAACACUACCUGAAUUCUA
This is a messenger RNA of Pan troglodytes (chimpanzee), 3111 nucleotides long. It is a transcript of the gene RGL2, whose product is annotated as ral guanine nucleotide dissociation stimulator like 2. Gene Ontology annotation, molecular function: guanyl-nucleotide exchange factor activity. Gene Ontology annotation, biological process: Ras protein signal transduction. Bases 330 to 2663 code for a protein of 777 amino acids. The record is from RefSeq and is a predicted model, not a curated record. NCBI's taxonomy places the organism in Eukaryota, Metazoa, Chordata, Mammalia, Primates, Hominidae. The transcript has 18 exons. Gene Ontology annotation, cellular component: plasma membrane.